Echinostoma caproni is the source of this 591-nucleotide messenger RNA. The record is from the annotation of a GenBank genome assembly. NCBI's taxonomy places the organism in Eukaryota, Metazoa, Platyhelminthes, Trematoda, Plagiorchiida, Echinostomatidae.
CUCUUACUGUAUUACUUUCUCAGUCAGACGCUCUACGUUAUGUUGAUUUUGUUUAUGCUUGUUUGGACUCCGAACCUCAACCCAAAAGUUCCUCCACAUAUCACCAUCCUGGUUUCUCUCGCUGUGUUUUUCCUUCAUGUUAUUCGACGAUUUUAUGAAACGAUUUACAUCUCAUGCUUCGGAAAGAACCAGAUGUCCAUCACACACUUCACGGUUGGCGAGCUCUUUUACUGCGCCGUUCCAGUAGCCCUACACUGUACACGCAACGAAGCAGGUAAGCAAUCAGAUACAUAUCUUCAUAAACCCGGCAUAAAGCCUCAUUAUUCUGAAUAUGAAUCGGCGAAUGGCAGAUAUUUCGUUCCCGUGGGCAGUAUGUUUCAACACAUAUCCUGUCCCCAUUUUUUGUUUGAGAUUGCUUUGUACUUAUCAUUUCAUUGGUUUCUUACCGCACGCUGGACUUUGUUCUCACACAUCGUCCUUUUCGUCUUUAUCAAUCAAACAUGUGCAGCCUGGAUAACACACAACUGGUACCAAGAACACUUUCCCGAAUGGGCAGCAAUACGUUCUGCCUUGGUGCCUCAUAUAUUUUGA